Messenger RNA from Coffea eugenioides, 846 nucleotides. RefSeq lists its product as uncharacterized. NCBI's taxonomy places the organism in Eukaryota, Viridiplantae, Streptophyta, Magnoliopsida, Gentianales, Rubiaceae. The record is from RefSeq and is a predicted model, not a curated record. The coding region runs from base 1 to 846 and encodes 281 amino acids. The transcript has a single exon.
AUGGCAACAGAGAGUGCCUUUGUUCAACCAGCAGUGCCGAGGUUCGAUGGUCACUACGAUCAUUGGGCAAUGCUCAUGGAAAAUUUUCUUCGAUCAAAGGAGUACUGGAAUGUGGUAGAAAAUGGAGUUUUUCCAGCAGCAAAGGGUGUGACUUUAACUGAGGCACAAAAGAAAAUUUGUGAAGAGCAGACGUUGAAGGAUCUCAAAGCUAAGAAUUAUUUGUUUCAGGCGUUAGAUCGUUCCAUUUUGGAGACUAUCGUCAACAAAGAUACGUCAAAGAGUAUUUGGGACUCUAUGAAGCAUAAAUAUCAAGGAACAACGCGAGUAAAGCGUGCUCAUCUACAGGCUUUGCGAAAGGAGUAUGAAAUUGCUCACAUGAAGGAAGGAGAAUCUGUGAAUGAGUACAUUGCUCGUGUUCUUGUCAUCACCAACAAGAUGAAAGCCAAUGGUGAAGAAUUGAAAGAUGUUGCUGUUGUGGAAAAUAUUCUGAGGUCAAUGACACCUAAGUUUAAUUAUGUCGUCUGUUCAAUUGAAGAAUCUAAUGAUACAAGUAUUUUGUCAAUUGAUGAGCUGCAAAGCAGUUUGCUCGUGCACGAACAACGCAUGAGUAACACUGUACAUGAAGAACAUGCACUGAAGGUGACCCAUGAAACCAAUAUGCAGGACAAGGAAGAGGACGUGGGAGCGUUGGAGGCAGAGGCCGUGGAAGAAACAGACAAAGCUUUGACAAAGCAACUGUGGAGUGUUAUGCUUGUCACAAGCUUGGUCAUUUUCAGUGGGAAUGCAAGAAAGGAGUGGCCAAUUUUGCAGAGAGUCAAGUGGAGAGUGAAGAACACAUGCUGCUGA